Culicoides brevitarsis is the source of this 1695-nucleotide messenger RNA. RefSeq names its product probable 4-coumarate--CoA ligase 1. The transcript is spliced from 3 exons. The record is from RefSeq and is a predicted model, not a curated record. NCBI's taxonomy places the organism in Eukaryota, Metazoa, Arthropoda, Insecta, Diptera, Ceratopogonidae. Gene Ontology annotation, molecular function: long-chain fatty acid-CoA ligase activity. Gene Ontology annotation, biological process: fatty-acyl-CoA biosynthetic process; long-chain fatty acid metabolic process. Bases 1 to 1695 code for a protein of 564 amino acids.
AUGAGUGUCUUUAACCAGAAGGAAAAAUAUUGGCAUGGACCCGAAAUUGCUAAAAAUCCAAUUUUCAAUCCAAAUAACGGAGUUGCUGACAUUCUGUUCGACGCUUUGAGCAGUCAUCCCGAUCAAAUUGCACAAAUUAACGCGGAUAACGACAAUCGCAUUGCGUUUCACGAGAUCCUCGAAAAAAGUAUCAAUGUCGCGGAGAAUUUAAAAAGUGCCGGGUAUCGUCAAGGCGAUGUUUUUUCAAUUAUAAGUCGAAAUAACGAAGAUUCAGCGCCAGUUGUGUUUGGAACAAUUUUUCUCGGAGCUGUUUUGAAUACUUUAGAUGUCAGUUUGGAUGAAAGCGAUUUAUGUCACAUUUUCGACAAUUUAAGGCCAAAACUGAUAUUUGUCGACUUAAUUUGCCUGAUGAAGGUCAAAGCAGUUCUCACAGAGCUCAAAAUUACCUCAAAAAUCAUCAUUUUCGACGAAAGUCAAUCGCAAAUCCCGAAUGUUCGUUCACUUUUUCACCAACCAGACAUUUCCUCGUCGCCAAUUUUCAAAAUUGAACCGAUUUUGAAUCCUCAGACCCGAAUCGCCUUCAUUUUGUGCACUUCCGGCAUCACGGGACCAAAUAAAUUCGUUUGUUUAAGUCAUGCCCAGAUCAUUUCCGAAGUUCUUCGUUUAUGGAAUUGGUCCGUUACGGCAUCAGAUGUCACUUUUUCCUUCAGUUCGUUGUUUUGGGUGUCAGGAUUGGCGAAUUUGCUCAUCGCGACGGUCAAAGGAGCUUCUCGGAUCAUAACUCAAAGAAAUUAUUCCUCGGAUUUGCUUUUUGAACUCAUGGAAAAGUACAAAUUGACCCAAAUUUGUCUCGCGAACGCUUGCAUCGCGGAUUUUAUUUCAAACAAAAAAAUCGAAAAUGUCGACUUUGGGAGUUUAAAGCACGUAAUUAUCGGCGGAAGUAUCGUUUGUGACGAAAUCAAGGCGGAAUUUCGGAAAAAAUUGGAAAAAUUCAAGACAAAAGUUGUUGAAGUCUACGGAUUUAUUGAAAUUGGUAGUUUAGUGACGUCAACGAGGCACGGAAGCAAAAAAGGCUCUUGCGGAAUUGUAGCAACGCAAAAUUUGGUCAAAAUUAUCAAUGAAAAGGGGAAAAAUUUGGGUCCAGGGGAAGUUGGAGAGAUUUGUGCGAAAAAUACUUGUCGAUUUUUGGGAUAUUUCAACGAUGAGGACUUGACGAAGCAAGCUGUUGACUCGAAUGGAUGGAUAAAAUCCGGAGAUUUGGGAUUUUUUGACGAAGAUGGAUUUUUGUUCAUCAAAGGGAAGAUCAAGGAGUUGAUAAAAUUGAAAGGAAUUACGAUUUCUCCCGAAACAAUCGAAUCCACGAUCCAACAAAACCUCAAAAUAGCUCAGGUUUGUGCAGUUCGCAUCAACGAACCUCGUCAACCCGAAGACAUGCCAGCUCUCGUCAUCAAACUGCCCGAAAAUUAUCCCUUAACAAAGGAAGAAGUCGUUGAAAAAGUUCAUGAAUUGCUUCCCGAUGAACUUUCGUUAAAAGGCGGCGUUUAUUUUGUCGAAACUUUUCCAAUGACGCCAUCGGGAAAAGUCAAACGAGGCGCAUUAAAAGAGCUUGCGGAGAAUUCGUAUCGAGAACAAUUGAAGAAAGUCGAAAAAGAACGGAGGAAACAAGAACCAGCUCCGAUGUACUUUUUGUCAUAA